This is a messenger RNA of Ctenopharyngodon idella (grass carp), 2541 nucleotides long. It is a transcript of the gene rab18b, whose product is annotated as RAB18B, member RAS oncogene family. Gene Ontology annotation, molecular function: GTPase activity; GTP binding. The transcript is spliced from 7 exons. The coding region runs from base 107 to 724 and encodes 205 amino acids. Lineage: Eukaryota; Metazoa; Chordata; Actinopteri; Cypriniformes; Xenocyprididae. The record is from RefSeq and is a predicted model, not a curated record.
ACAUCUAACUUGAUCCACGUGACGUCACGCUUCAGUCGGAAGUUCCAGCGCAGCAGCAGCAGCAGCGAACGCGAGUUAAACCAGUUUUAGUGUAAACAGCCAGAACAUGGACGACGACGUGUUAACGACUCUAAAGAUUUUAAUUAUCGGAGAGAGUGGUGUCGGUAAAUCAAGUUUGCUCCUGCGUUUCACAGAUGACACCUUCGACCCAGAAUUAGCUGCAACCAUCGGUGUGGACUUCAAAGUGAAAACUAUCGCUAUAGAUGGCAACAGAGCAAAGCUGGCCAUAUGGGACACGGCGGGUCAGGAGAGGUUCAGAACUCUAACACCAAGCUAUUACAGAGGAGCCCAGGGUGUCAUUUUGGUGUAUGAUGUUACAAGAAGGGACACGUUCACAAAGCUUGAGAACUGGCUCAACGAGCUGGAGACAUAUUGCACACGCAAUGACCUGGUUAAAAUGCUAGUGGGGAACAAAAUUGACAAGGACAACCGUGAAGUAGACCGGAACGAAGGCUUGAAGUUUGCACGGAAACACUCUAUGCUUUUUAUCGAGGCUAGCGCAAAGACGAGGGACGGAGUUCAGUGUGCCUUUGAAGAACUAGUGGAGAAGAUCUUGCAGACGCCUGGUCUCUGGGAGAGCAGCCUCCAGAACCACGGUGUCCUGCUGACCGAUCACGAACAGCAGCGUCCGGGUGCCUGUGGAGGCUACUGCUCUCUGGUUUAACAUCCUCACCUCAACCCAGAACCACAAACUGAGAUGGAAUGCACCGUUUUCUUUCUUCUGAAUGAGAGCUUCCUCUGAGGGGGAACGGUCUGCUCCCUUAGGGCUGGUCAAAGGGACCUUUGCAGUUUGCACACUCUCUGUCACACAGUUGUUGUUGAGUCCCAGUAUUCUGUCAUGUUAUUUUCAAUUAAUGUAUCACAGAGCUACAUUAACUAUAGCCUAUGUAAACCUUUUAUGUAAAAUGAGUCCUGUUGAAGGUUACAGCCUGAGCAUGUUGAAUUAGGCCAGGGACAGAGCUGACAUGCUUCCCCCUCAAUGGGAGCACCACCUUUGACCUGAUGUGUGUAGGCCAAUAGGAUUACUGGAGGGGAGGGGCCGAGAAACGGCAGGAUCUGAUGAUCAGUGUGGUGAACUCAUUCAACAUUAUAGUCAUCAAAUGUCCUUUGUACCUGUACUACAUUUCAUGUGCUUAACAUAUUCUCUGCUGCUGUUUAAAUUCAUAUUCUUUAUCCCAUGUUAUUAUUUUUUAAAUAAUAUUUGGCCUUAGAAAUAUUGCUUAACAUGAUUCUACCUUUUUAAAAAGUUGGAAAUAUUCUUUUGUAAAUAAUACGUCUUUAGUAGCUGUUCUGAAGCGUAUCUCACACAAUUGUCUAUGGAAUGCUGUUUAGCUGCAGCUCUCAUGAGUUGAGAUACGUUAAGCAUGUUUAAAUAAUGUAAUCUAUGAUGACUUGAGUCUGAAUAACACAUGGGACGAUCCAUUUUACUUCAAUGUGUUUUAAUCUUUGACUCAUUUUUUUCUUUCUUUUCUAGUUUUCUUUCUUUUCUAGUUUGUGAAUGGAUACCAAAAAGAACUGUGUUCAUGGUUGUUUUUAAAUUACAAAGCCUUCCUGUGACUUGUUCUUGAUUCUAUUCACAUAUUGACUUGACAUGAGGAAGAUUUUGUUAUGCCUUAAUAUUUAUUCGAUCUGCAUGUUUAACAUGAUCUCCACUACUGGCUUUCACUAUGAUUCUAUAGAGAGAGUGUUAUUGUAGCCAGUCAAAAUGGCCAGUGGUACAUGGUUAAAUUGGUCAUUUAAUUUAAUUAUAAAUGUAUCUUGGUCAAAACGUUUAAUAUGUUUGACUUUCAUUUCACCUCUAAUAGAGGUGUACGUUCUGCUGCCCGAGAGAUUUAUUCAUUCGUGGUAAGAAUUGCUUAUGAUAUCCUGUAGCCAGAAAACCAAACACUGACCAGACCCCUAAUUAGGAUCUCUUACAAUUCAUGGGUAUUAAAUUCACAUACAACAGUUCUGUGUUCAUAAAUUCUUUAUACUUAAUUUUGUAGGAUUUUUUUUCUAGUCUGUAUGUCAUUUUCCAUUAUGUAGUGGAAAUUAGAAUUAUGUCUUACAAGCUUUUUUUCAUUAAAAUAUCUAACUUGUAGAAUUGUUUAUACUUUGUUUUGCCACAGAAUAGUGUCUUUUGUUGAAGCCUGUGUGAAUGUGUUCAAAGUUAUAUCUUCAUUAUUAGCAUGUAAUUUCUAGUAAAUGAACUCCAGAUGAGCAUAUAUGUCUGUGGCAAUCACAUAAAGGCAGGAAAUUCAUACCUACUGCAGCUCCAUAUUAGUUUAACAGGCCACAUAUGAAACAUUUCUAUACUGUGCACUACAUACACAAACUCUGAAAUAUACAAUGAACAUGCUUGUCACAACAAAUGUCAAAAGUUUGCACACUGAUGUGUGGCAGUUCAGGUCACUCAUUGGUAUCAUGGUCAUCUUUCUCUCCUUUCAUCAAACUGAUUAUACAGAGCUCUGCUUGUCAGAAAUAAACUAAAAUUGCAUGUCA